GAUUAGCAUUUGUAUCGUUAGUCGAUAUUGUUGGAUACAAACAUAGAGCUACUCUUUACACGUAUAGUUCUUUAGAAAAUAAUCACUUGCAUAUAAUAUCAUACAUAUUAUUGACAAAAAAACAUGUGUUUGUUAGUUUCGUAAAUUAUCAUUAUUAUUUGUUAACUGCUCUAAGCACAUGUGAAAAAAAUAGUAGCCUAACCUUUCAAUAUAUGCAACUCUCUCAAAUAAGAAUCUGAGCAAUUCAACGUUUUGUUACAAGAAGUACAAAAGAUACUUGACAACAAAUUUUGUAGCAAAUUGAUAAAGAAAUACUUUAAUCAUUAUUGUGUUGUAAUAUCAGUAAACUCUGGUCAAACGAGAGCUUACAUAUGGAUACCGAUGCUGAAAAGGAAUACUUUUUCGAAGCACUAUCUUUAUUUUAUGACAUGCAGUGGCUUCAUAAUAUAGCAGUAACCGAGAUCUUAACUAAAGCAUCUUUAGAUGCAAUUCCCAAAGACUGGAUUGAACAUUUACAAAUUCUAACAAAUGAGGAAUUCAAUAAUUUUAUAGUGAGAAAGACAAUAAAAUUCGAAUGGCCCGAUUCAUUAAAAACAUAUGUUAAGAAAUGUCAAAAUCUUAUUAGACUGCCACUUGUAGAAACACCACUUUCUGAAAUAGAAUUGCCACACAAAUUUAAAAUUGGUCUCAGUCGAAAGAAGCAACACGAAAUAAUACAUUUAGCUCAUUUAGUGCACACGCAAUGUAAGCUGCAUGAUAUACAAACAGUCAUCGAUUUGGGAGCUGGUUUGGGCUAUGUAUGCCAAAUGUUGCAUUAUUUGUACGGCUACCGAGUUCUGGGUUUGGAAAGAGACAAUGAAAACGUGAACAGAGCAUGUAUUAGACAAGAAAAAUUGUAUCCCGAUUCUUUGACCAAAGUUAAAUACAUCCAUUGCGAUGUGACACGUGAUUCCACUGACACGAUAGAAUCUAUCUUGCAGCAAGAGUUCCCUGACUUUACGGAUGCAUGUCUGAUUGGAUUGCAUGCCUGCGGAGACCUCAGUGCAAGCGCAUCAAGAAUUUUCUGCAAAAUGAAGUCUGUUAAACUCUUUAUUCUAAUCUCCUGCUGUUAUCAUAAACUUUCCAUUUCCAAGACUGUACAGAUUUCAAUGCAAGAAAAACAAUAUUUUCACAAUUUUCCCUUAUCAAAUUGUCUACGAGAAACGAUAGCGGCGUACAAUUUUGACAUAGGGCAGUUCUUAAGAAUACCUUUUCUGCGAUUAGCGUGUCAAGAAUCGGUGGAUAAAUGGCAUAGCAUGUCCAAAGAGAAACAUGACGAACAUUCCUUUCACGUUCUCGCUCGAGCCGUGCUAGAAUUAUACUCGCAACAAAAUAAUCUCCUUCUCAAGAAAAAAGUUCGAAAAGGUACGAGGAAGUCCCAAUGUUUGAAUUUUCAAACUUAUGUUAACGAUUCGUUAUUGAGAUAUGAUAUAGUACCAGAUACGAACGUAAAGUUUGCAGGUAAUGUCGUACAUGAUGAAUUAGAGAAAGGCAUAACACAAGUAUGGGAAGAACAGAGUGAAAGAUUAGAAACUGUAAAAAUCUACUCUGGUCUGCAAAUGAUGCUACAACUUCCUGCAGAGUCAUUAAUUCUACAAGAUCGUUUAUUCUGGCUGCAUGAACAAAACUUAGAAGCUGUAAUUGUGCCUGUAAUGAACAAGUGUAUAUCUCCUCGUUCAUAUGCAAUUGUAUCUCAUAAAAGCUGAAAAUUAUUUAUUAUACUGUAAUAAAUAAUAUAUCAAU
Messenger RNA from Nylanderia fulva, 1782 nucleotides. RefSeq names its product methyltransferase-like protein 25B. The record is from RefSeq and is a predicted model, not a curated record. NCBI's taxonomy places the organism in Eukaryota, Metazoa, Arthropoda, Insecta, Hymenoptera, Formicidae.